Molecule: messenger RNA, 1938 nt
Organism: Closterium sp. NIES-65
Lineage: Eukaryota; Viridiplantae; Streptophyta; Zygnematophyceae; Desmidiales; Closteriaceae
Source: the annotation of a GenBank genome assembly
AUGUGUACGCGCAGAAGCGAAGAAUACAUACACAACAGCAACGCACAGCAACCAGAUGCCAAGCCACUUAUCCAGGUGACUUUUGAGUGGACUCAAAAGUCACCAGAUGCCAAGCCACUUAUCCAGGUGACUUUUGAGUCGACUCAAAAGUCACCAGAUGCCAAGCCACUUAUCCAGGUGACUUUUGAGUCGACUCAAAAGUCACCAGAUGCCAAGCCACUUAUCCAGGUGACUUUUGAGUGGACUCAAAAGUCACCAGAUGCCAAGCCACUUAUCCAGGUGACUUUUGAGUCGACUCAAAAGUCACCAGAUGCCAAGCCACUUAUCCAGGUGACUUUUGAGUCGACUCAAAAGUCACCAGAUGCCAAGCCACUUAUCCAGGUGACUUUUGAGUCGACUCAAAAGUCACCAGAUGCCAAGCCACUUAUCCAGGUGACUUUUGAGUGGACUCAAAAGUCACCAGAUGCCAAGCCACUUAUCCAGGUGACUUUUGAGUCGACUCAAAAGUCACCAGAUGCCAAGCCACUUAUCCAGGUGACUUUUGAGUCGACUCAAAAGUCACCAGAUGCCAAGCCACUUAUCCAGGUGACUUUUGAGUCAACUCAAAAGUCACCAGAUGCCAAGCCACUUAUCCAGGUGACUUUUGAGUCGACUCAAAAGUCACCAGAUGCCAAGCCACUUAUCCAGGUGACUUUUGAGUGGACUCAAAAGUCACCAGAUGCCAAGCCACUUAUCCAGGUGACUUUUGAGUGGACUCAAAAGUCACCAGAUGCCAAGCCACUUAUCCAGGUGACUUUUGAGUCGACUCAAAAGUCACCAGAUGCCAAGCCACUUAUCCAGGUGACUUUUGAGUCGACUCAAAAGUCACCAGAUGCCAAGCCACUUAUCCAGGUGACUUUUGAGUUGACUCAAAAGUCACCAGAUGCCAAGCCACUUAUCCAGGUGACUUUUGAGUGGACUCAAAAGUCACCAGAUGCCAAGCCACUUAUCCAGGUGACUUUUGAGUCGACUCAAAAGUCACCAGAUGCCAAGCCACUUAUCCAGGUGACUUUUGAGUGGACUCAAAAGUCACCAGAUGCCAAGCCACUUAUCCAGGUGACUUUUGAGUCGACUCAAAAGUCACCAGAUGCCAAGCCACUUAUCCAGGUGACUUUUGAGUCGACUCAAAAGUCACCAGAUGCCAAGCCACUUAUCCAGGUGACUUUUGAGUGGACUCAAAAGUCACCAGAUGCCAAGCCACUUAUCCAGGUGACUUUUGAGUCGACUCAAAAGUCACCAGAUGCCAAGCCACUUAUCCAGGUGACUUUUGAGUCGACUCAAAAGUCACCAGAUGCCAAGCCACUUAUCCAGGUGACUUUUGAGUCGACUCAAAAGUCACCAGAUGCCAAGCCACUUAUCCAGGUGACUUUUGAGUCGACUCAAAAGUCACCAGAUGCCAAGCCACUUAUCCAGGUGACUUUUGAGUGGACUCAAAAGUCACCAGAUGCCAAGCCACUUAUCCAGGUGACUUUUGAGUCGACUCAAAAGUCACCAGAUGCCAAGCCACUUAUCCAGGUGACUUUUGAGUCGACUCAAAAGUCACCAGACGCCAAGCCACUUAUCCAGGUGACUUUUGAGUCGACUCAAAAGUCACCAGAUGCCAAGCCACUUAUCCAGGUGACUUUUGAGUCGACUCAAAAGUCACCAGAUGCCAAGCCACUUAUCCAGGUGACUUUUGAGUGGACUCAAAAGUCACCAGAUGCCAAGCCACUUAUCCAGGUGACUUUUGAGUCGACUCAAAAGUCACCAGAUGCCAAGCCACUUAUCCAGGUGACUUUUGAGUCGACUCAAAAGUCACCAGAUGCCAAGCCACUUAUCCAGGUGACUUUUGAGUCGACUCAAAAGUCACCAGAUGCCAAGCCACUUAUCCAGGUGACUUUUGAGUGGACUCAAAAGUGA